CAGCUCCGCUCCGCCGCCCUGCGGGCCCGGACCCGGGAGCCCAGAGCCCCGCGCCCUCCGCCGCGGGUGGCCCCCAGCUCCCCCGCCCCGUGCCCCCAGGAGCGCGGCGCGCCAGUGGUGUGCCGGGGGCGGCGGCGGCUACGGCGGCGGCUCCCGGCCGGGCCGCGCAGCCUGUGGGUCCUGGGGGUGCAGGGCAGGGAGGCGGGGCGCUCGGCCGGGGGCGGAGCUGCGGCCGCGAGCCCGCCCCCCGCUCGCCCUCCGCCGGCCGGCUGGCGCGGCCAUGGAGGUCUACAUCCCGUCCUUUCGCUACGAGGAGAGCGACCUGGAGCGGGGAUACACGGUGUUUAAGAUAGAAGUACUAAUGAAUGGAAGAAAACAUUUUGUUGAAAAAAGGUACAGCGAAUUUCAUGCCUUGCACAAAAAGCUUAAGAAAUGUAUAAAAACUCCAGAAAUCCCUUCUAAACAUGUUAGGAACUGGGUCCCAAAAGUCUUGGAGCAACGACGACAAGGUUUGGAAACAUAUUUACAGGCUGUCAUUUUAGAAAAUGAAGAGCUCCCCAAGCUGUUCCUUGAUUUCCUAAAUGUGCGACACUUGCCCUCUCUACCAAAGGCAGAGAGUUGUGGAUCGUUUGAUGAGACAGAAUCUGAAGAAUCAAGCAAACUGUCCCACCAGCCGGUGCUACUGUUCCUCAGGGAUCCAUACGUCUUGCCUGCAGCCAGCGAUUUUCCAAAUGUGGUUAUUGAAGGAGUUCUCCACGGGAUAUUUUACCCUCAUCUGCAGCCCAGGUAGAAAUCCUACAUGGCUGGAAGGAGCUGAAGCAGGUCUCACGGAAAUCGAUACCUACCAAAUUAACCUAAACUCUAUGACAUAACAGCUCUAGCUAGUGGUAAAAUUCACAGUCCCAGCUUAAUUCGGGGCAGGGACAUUUCCAUUAGAAUGGUGCUUUUAAAAAUAGAAACUGAACCCCUGGCAGUGCUGAGGUUAGGGCCCAGCAUUUGAGAAGGAGAAGGUAGCUGCCAAUUUCGAACCUGGUGAGAGGGUUGUAGAAUGUCCCUGUGAGCACCGAACAUAACAAAACGAAGGUACUCUCUGCUUUCGUUGCACCACUUGCUAAUUGAACUUCUUAUCCUGAAACAUACAGAGACUCAUCUACUUCGGUAACUUUUUGUCGUUGUUGUUCAGAUUUCGUGACACACUAAUCUUUUCAUCAUGAGAUUUUCUCCGUCAGCGAUACGUGUAUUCUGAAGUGCCCGCACCGGGAGAGUAUCACAGAAACAUGCUGUGCUAAAUGUGAGGAUGGAACUAAACUGGAAAUUAUAUUUCGCUGUCAAUGUUAGGGCAUUUUUAAAAAACCAUGUCAUUUCUAUUUACAUUGCAGUAGGGUUGCAUCUUACCUAGGCAUUCGCUUCUGGGGUCAGUACCUAAAAUAAAAUGGAACAUCGAGAUCAUCCUCGACUGCCCUUCAGAAAGGCGCCAUCAAUGAACCCUGUACAUCCAACACAUCCAGGUUUUCUGCCAAUGUUGGCAGAAAUGACCGUUUCUUCUGUUGAAGACCAAUGGGAGUUGGUGUUUGUUUAGGACACUUUUGUAUAAAACCACAUACCUUUCCACACUAGAAUCGUACUUAGCCCUGCAAGAUGCUUGCUUUCCGAGAGACAGAUGUGAACUGACUUGCCUGAGGAGACACCAGAGUGACAAGCCUCAUUUUGAUUUCCUCACGGUUCUUCAGCACUCAUUGAGGUUUACUCGUUCAUUAAAUAAGUAGAAUUGCCACCGGAUUGUUAUUUUCCUUAUCGUUUCCUUGUUACCUCCUCUAUGGAAUUUAUGUAAGUUAAAUGUGUGUAUCAUCUAACGCCACUCUACAUCUCACACAAGUUCGUAUUUUGAGGAGUACGAGGAUAAAAACAUAUAUGCAAACAAUGUACGUGCUCUAUUCAGGCAUUUCAUGGAAAACUCAUAGCUAGCCUAUUUAUGGUUAUUAAUUUUACCAAGCUGCUUUGUGGGAGAAAAAUAUUUGGAUUCAAGACCAAUAACUGAAUCAUGGUUUUUGGUUAGGAUACAUAUAUGUGUGUGUGUGUGUGUGUGUGUGUAUGUGUGUGUGUGUGUGUGUGUAUACACACAUAUAUACAUAUAUAUAUGUUAUAUAUAUAACAUAUAUACACACACACACACACACACACAUAUAUAUAUAUAUAUAUGUUUCAAGCCUGCUGCAGACUUUUAGAGAUACAUUUAUGAUAGCUAUGUGACUUCAUGCUGGAAACACGCAAGGACUAAAUAAUCAAGUGUCAUGAACCGAAAAUAACUGAAUGCUCAAGUGUUGGGAGAUAUUUUUUAAAUGUUUCAUUGUUAGCUAUUUUGAGUUAAAUAAAAACAGAGAUGAAGAAAUA
This is a messenger RNA of Neofelis nebulosa (Clouded leopard), 2391 nucleotides long. RefSeq names its product sorting nexin 24 (gene SNX24). Gene Ontology annotation, molecular function: phosphatidylinositol phosphate binding. The transcript is spliced from 7 exons. NCBI's taxonomy places the organism in Eukaryota, Metazoa, Chordata, Mammalia, Carnivora, Felidae. Bases 281 to 790 code for a protein of 169 amino acids. The record is from RefSeq and is a predicted model, not a curated record.